UUGCUGAUUCACUUCACAAUGUAAUCCAACUUCACAUCACAUAGUUCAUUGUUUUUUAUUCACACCUUUAUCCGUAUAUCAGUUCACUCGUCUUCCAAAUUUUUUAAUUUACUCCAUCUAGAUUUAAGUAUAUCUUUCAGUGUAUAUAAUUUACGUUGUAAAAAUGUCGACACCGUGGGCAAAAAUCCAACCAGUGGAAGGUCCAGUAAGUCUUCUGGAAAUAACUUCGGAGCAGCUUGCAAAUAGUUUACAGGAAAAAGAAAUAAAAAAAUGUCAGAUAGAAUCAAUAGAGAAUGCCAACAUAGAAGAUUGCCCUUUAUUUGAAGCUCAUGAUACAGACAGCGACGAAGUGAUUGCACACAUGUUACAAAAUCAAUUCAACAAAGAAUAUGACCUUAUGAUUAAACGCACAGAAGAAAAAUUUAAUGGAGAUGCUAAAGUUAAUAUUUCCUUUACAAACUAUCGAACAUCUGUGUCAGUCGAUAAGGAUGAAGAAAGUAAUACAGACAUAGAGGACACAGCAAGAGAUUUCGAUCGAUUCGUGAGCAUAGAGAAAGAAUAUGCUUCAAUUCCACGUUGUGGAUACAAAAAAAUAGGUGAAGGCUCUCAAAUUGUUACGAAACAUGACAUGCUGAUGUCCUCGAGGAUAAAUGCUUGCAGAGUAUUAAAGUUCCCUCCUGGCAUUCAUACUGGUGACACAGGAGGAUUUGAUGUCAAAUUAAAUAAUAAAGUGUUCAACAGUUUAAGAGCACAUAGUCAUGCUCAAUGUUCCAGACAAAAAGCAAAAGCACGACCACAUACAAAGUAGAACAAUAAAUGCCUUAUCCGUGUAAAUAUGUUGUUGGCGGUAUAAUUUUAUUCAAUAAUAUAUACACAGAUUUUUAUGACAUUGUUCCUUGAUUGUAAAUGAAGUUGAGUAAGACUUCUCACUAUUUUCUUCUUGCGUGAAAAAAAAACCGAAUUACUUACAUUUGAACAAAUUCAAUCACUGCAUUAUUAAACUAAUUGUUUUUGACAUUCAACACUUUGUAAAGAGUUGUCAAGUUGACAGAAUAAUUACAUUGCAAUAAAGAGUUGAAAAAAUAA
Megalopta genalis is the source of this 1086-nucleotide messenger RNA. Its product is annotated as serine/threonine-protein kinase RIO3. The record is from RefSeq and is a predicted model, not a curated record. NCBI's taxonomy places the organism in Eukaryota, Metazoa, Arthropoda, Insecta, Hymenoptera, Halictidae.